AUGCUUGUACGGAUUGCUCACGGUGACUCUGAACUCAGCCUAGACAUCGACCCUGGAUGGAACGUCCUAUUUGUGAAGCAACGUGCGUGUCAAAUGUUGCAACUAAGGUUCGAUGAGUACGACCUGUUGUUCAACCAUCGCCGCUUAGAAGAAGAUGAUAGAUUCAUGCAAUACCAGGUGAAUGAUGGCAACGAGGUUGACCUGGAACUUGUCAGGCGUGAAAUAAAAAACCGGUUCUUCAUCUAUUGUUAUUCAUGUGAUUCUGUUACUCCGGCUUUGUUAUCUUUCAUCUGUGAAACUUGUGGAAAGCCACAGUUUAGGGCCACGUCCAUUUCAGAAAAUCGAUCCAACGCCACAGGAGAAUGCUGCGAUAAUAUGUGUCCCUCAACUCGGGGACGUGUGAAGUUUCUAUGUUUGAAAAUGCCUUCCCACGAACCCGUGGUAUUGCUCGACCAAAUCAGACGCAACCUGGAAUUAGUACCUUGCGUUGCCUGUUUCAAUGAGGACCGAGAUAUCUUGGUGCGUUUUUGUGAAGUGCAGAAUCACGCUUUGUGCAUUGAUUGUUUUAAAGCGUAUGCACAGGAGUACUUGGAGAGUGGACUGUUUCAGUUAGUCACAGAGUUUGGUUUUACUCUGGGGUGUCCCGCGGGUUGUCGAAAUGCAUUCAUAACUGAUCCACAUCAUUUUCGCAUUUUGGGACCUGAGUUCUAUUCACGGUACAAAGAUUUCUCGGCAUCCAGGUACAUUUGUGCCAACGAUUCCGUAGUGUGUCCUCAUUGUGGACAGAUCUGGGAGACGUCAGUCGACCCCCCAGUUGUUGGGCGAACGUGUGCCAGCCAAGAAUCAAGGCCCAGAUUAUACACCUGUCGCACACCCGCUGGUUGUGGCAGUCUCUUUUGUGCAUUGUGUAACUGGUUUUAUACAGGAGCUCCUAAUGAAUCUCCUACCUGUCACUGCGAAACCACUCACUCAACGCGUCUGCCACUACGCCUUCCUGAAGUGCUGCGAUUUGUGCCCGCGUGGCAUGCAUUACCUGGCUCAUCGACUGGAGCGGCUGCACGUAACAUACUAGUGGAAACCUGUCGACCUUGUCCAAAAUGUAAAUCUCCAACAGAAAAAUCUGGCGGUUGUAAUCAUAUGCACUGUUCAGUUUGCUCUACUGACUGGUGCUGGAUAUGUUGUGAAGCAUGGACCUCUGAUUCUUUUGUCCAUCCCGGAACCGGAGCAAUGUCUGCCGGAGCCGUGCGUGCGCCGCUGAUAAUACCUCUCCGCCCACCAGUUCCGGGUGUUCCGAAGUCACACAUUGAUACAAACACUCGUUUGGAAAUUAUGUCGGAAACUCCAAAUGUGGAUAUUUAUUUCACAAUCAAUGGCAACAAACCAACGAUACAGAAGACUGAUAGAGAGUUGCUGAAGACUGGAACUUACAAAUUCCGCACUCCAUUUACUCUUCCGGCUGGAACACAGAUUGUCCGGGCGAUUGCGUUCUUGCCAGACACCGGAAGUGAAAGCAACAUUGUCACAAAGAGGUUCGAUGUGGUUAAGGCAAGCGUUGUCGAAGGCGACGGAAAUACGCCCCUGCCUGACGACUAUGGUUUCCUCGAAGACCUGAAAGCUAUCGAAUCGCACCGCAAAAGCCACUCAUCAGAUGGAUUGAAGCGUGCUCCUUCACGCGACCGUGUUCGAAAACCUCCCGUUCAUGAUGUCGAAUCUUCCAAGACACGAUCUGGAAAAUCUACGGAACCUAAAGGGUCGGCAGAUUCCAAAGGGCUAGGGACAUCAAAAAGAUUGCGAUCCAGUGACGGUCUGAUACGACCAUUCGAUGUUGCUCUUCCGAGACGCCCACCCGUGGCUAGCCUUCCCGAUCCAUCCAUUCAGUUCGCCCGGCUACAGCGAAUUACAGAUGUACUUCGUUGUCCCCACUGUUUCACUGCACGCCUAGCAACACAAGCCCAGAACUUUUGUGUGCAUUGUGGACACCCCCUACCACCCCUACCAACUCCGGUCACUUCGGAUUCCGGCAGCACUCGAUUGGGUCACUGUUCCGCCUGUGGAUCCAACAUUCCAUUGAAUUUUCCAUCAUGUCCCGUUUGUGAAAACCGUUUGCACCCAACACCAGAAAGUGAAGGAGCAGAAGAAUACCGACUUUGUACCGUAUGUGGAACACUGAAUCCAUGCAAUGUCACCAGCUGCCUCACUUGUGAAGCUCGUGUGGAUUCAGGCAGACAGAAUCUCGUGUACUCCUCGCGUCAAACUCAUCCAUCUCGUUCACCUACUCUUAUCACUUCUGUGCUCUCCGAUGGCUUGAACUCUAUGCGUCCCGAAAAUGGCGCCAACUUUCUGCGUUGCCCCCAUUGUCAACGUAAAAACAAUCCUGAUGCACGUUUCUGUGAUCGCUGUGGAUUGGAAACAGUUGGGCUGUUGCAGACUUCACACCCACGGCACGUGGAAAAAGGAUUUUCUCCCCAUUGGUCUGGCACUUCCGGUUUUCCCAAAGAAAAAUACCUAUCGGGUGUUGCCUCUAUCAAACACGGAUAUCCUCCAAUCGGUGAUGGUGUACAAUCACAUGACAGUGUGGUACCUAUCUCUGCCGGUCAGUGUGUCACAUGUGGAAACAAGCUGACACUGGAUGCAUCGUUUUGUUCGCGUUGUGGAUCCUACUUAGAACUUCCCACAAGGGGUCCGAUGUGGAGAUCACGCACUGAGCCUUUUCUGUCGAACGAUUCUAACCAACCGGUGUCGAACAAACCUAGGCGCACUGUUGUGUCAAACGUAGGCACACAAACCGUUGGAUUGUUCUUUCCAAGCUCAGCAGAUCUUCGGCGCAAGGAAAUGUUGGUACAACCGCAGCCUGCUGCUACCCAACCUCGUGAACACACGCCACUUUUAAAAGCUAUCAGUCCAGGACGAGGCUUUUGGCGGAAGCAGCUGGACCACAUUAUUGCGCACUUGAAGGUGUACACCAACAAUAAUCCAGAAUUUCGUGUGGCGAUUGGAGAGCCUCGAAUGGGAAAGUUGCUAUCGGCCGAUCUGACUGAAGCUGGAGGCUGUGCUACGGUUACCCUCAUCUACUCCCUACCCCAGUCAAGUUCCAAUGGACCUGCUGCUUGGAAUCAACGCCUAAACAGUGCGACUAGUAAUUUUUCGAAUGGUACUGGACACGGACUUCACAACCAAAAACUCCGUCGACAUUCACUGAGGGGUGCACAGGAAAGUUGGACAAAUUCCGAUGGAUUUUCCGUCCGAUCUGAGGAAGGCAAUGAAAGUGAAACAAAUAUUUUAACACUGAAGGAUACCCGCAACAUUUCUCAACAGCGCUUUUUUGGAAAGCAUGCUCGACAGGGUGACGAAGAUGAUUCUGUCAGCAGUCCGAAACCCGCUCCUCGGCAGGAUGUUUCCAGCCCAUCACUAGAUAGAACGGUUUCUAGCGAUCUGGAGGUUGAAAAUUUUGAACCGUUCGUAACUGGUAAAGCAUCAGAUACUCGCUCUCAAAAGAAGGGAACAAAAGUGGCAAGCAAUGCAGCCGCAGAAGUAGGUUUCGAAGUCAAUCGGUCUAAUGGAAACCGGAGAGUGAAGUCAGCCAAAAAAUCUACAUCGAAGCGAUCAAAAAAGUCAACAGAAGCGACACCUCACCAUGGCGAAGCGGGGAUGGCUUUUCUGAGGCAAUCGAAAUUAACCACCAUGGAUCGUAAUCUCAUUGAGAACCUCUCCAAAUCUGCUGACGAGGCCGGGACGGAAAAUAUUCGUCGGCUGUUGGAAGAAGGUGCGAAUCCCAAUUGCACGGAUCUAGACGGAAGAACACCCCUCAUGUUGGCGGUCCACAACAGAAGAGUUGAAGCGAUUCCCAUCCUGAUUGGGGCGGGUGCCAAACCGAAUUCGGCCGGACUUUCAAACGGGAAUACGCCCCUGCAUGAGGCUGUACUUGCCGGUUUCGAUGGUGUUCAACUUGUGGAUGCCUUACUACGUUGCGGUGCCAGCCCCAAGGUGAAAAACAAACGUCAAGAAACUCCACAUUCCUUGGCCUUGCGCAUGAACUGUGAACCUAUCUCACGUCUGUUUCUGGUCCAAAUGGGACAGACAGAGUUACAAAAACUAACUGAGGAAACCACUCGCUUAAAUGUGAAAGAUGUUGAGGUGGACAAUCUCUGAAGUCGCGUUUUGUCGUCGUAAAACAUGUGUUUUCCGACCAAUUAAGCCCCAUUUCACUUUAAUUCGUUUUUCACCCCAUCACUCAAUCAUCCCAGCACAUUGAACUGUUAAACAUGCCAUCUAGAUUUCGAUCACACCCCUAUUUUGUCUUUUCACGUUUCCUCACAUCUGACCUACCUCUCUUCAAAAUACAUCCUUG
Molecule: messenger RNA, 4348 nt
Organism: Opisthorchis viverrini
Lineage: Eukaryota; Metazoa; Platyhelminthes; Trematoda; Opisthorchiida; Opisthorchiidae
Exons: 16
Coding region: 1-4149 (1382 amino acids)
Cellular component (GO): mitochondrion; cytosol
Molecular function (GO): ubiquitin-protein transferase activity; protein binding
Source: RefSeq, a predicted model, not a curated record